Molecule: messenger RNA, 2951 nt
Organism: Mucor mucedo
Lineage: Eukaryota; Fungi; Mucoromycota; Mucoromycetes; Mucorales; Mucoraceae
Product: Metallo-peptidase family M12B Reprolysin-like-domain-containing protein
Exons: 8
Coding region: 146-2725 (859 amino acids)
Biological process (GO): proteolysis
Molecular function (GO): metalloendopeptidase activity
Source: RefSeq, a predicted model, not a curated record
CUUUUCUCCUUUUUACUAUCUUUUUUUUUUCUUGUCCUAAAUGAAAUUUAUUUGCAAGACAUUCUAUUUGCUUGCGUUUAUAUUUUCUUUUGUAAAAUGUGAGUUAUUGUUUAUACAUUAAAAAAGGUCCAAAAAAGACUUAUACAUGUGUAUAGGUCACAGUGUCAAUAGUAAACAAUUGUUAUGGGUCGAGCCAGUUAGCACCGUCAAACUCGAUAUCGCAGCACGGUCAGACCAGUUCUUCGCCAAAAGAGAAAUAUCAGAAAAUAGUCAUUACCAACCCAAUGUACGCUCAUUGGCUCAUGAUGACUCUCUUCGACUAACUGUCAAUGCAUUCAACAAAACCAUGUAUUUACAUUUAACUCCUAACCAAGACUUGUUCCACCCCAACGCCGUCUUUCACCAAGACGGAAAGUCUACGCCUAUCAAGGCAUCCGAUUACCGUGUCUAUCGUGGUUAUGUCAUUGAUGAUAUCUAUUCUCAACACUGGUGGAUUUCUGGAUUAGGGGAGGAUAUGGAGAAUCAACCCGGUGUUCUUGGUUGGGCCAGAAUUAUAGUCCGAAAUGAUAUAAGACAUAAUUUGGACCAUCCCAUGUUUGAAGGAACUUUUAGUAUUUACGGUGAUACGCAUCAUGUCAAACUCACAGAAAAUUACCAACGAACGAAACGAUCGGACGAUGCCGAAUUACAAUCGACCGAUGGUGUUCAUAUGGUUGUUUACCGUGAUUCCAACACAGUCGAAAAGAGUAAUGGAGGAGGUAGCUGUGGCUUUGAUCAAUUACAACAUUCACCCUUUGAUAAAAAAACCUUUCAUAAUCCGCUCGAGAUUGUGGAUCACCAGAAAAGGACCAAUUUCGGCACAAUUCAUACCGGUAAUACGCUAUCCAAACGAGUGGAACAAGGUUGUCCUGCUACCAAAAAGAUUUUGUAUAUGGGUGCUGCUGCUGAUUGUACCUAUGUCAAGCAUUACCAAUCAACUGAUAAUGCUCGUAUGCAAAUCAUUAACAAUUGGAAUUCCGUCAGUUCUGUUUAUUCUUCCUCUUUUAAUGUUGCUCUCGGUUUAAUUAAUAUCACCAUCAUGGACUCUGCCUGUCCCACCACCCCGAGUACAGCUACUGCAUGGAACCAACAGUGUUCUACUGCUUAUUCGAUCACCAGCAGACUCAGUGAUUUCAGUAAAUGGAGAGGUUCAAUUGGAGAUGAUGGCGCUGGUCUCUGGCAUUUGAUGACCAAUUGCGCUACAGGUGCAGAAGUUGGAAUUGCUUGGAUGUCAACCGUCUGUACUACAGGCGUGAAAAAUUCCAACACAGAUGGAUACACCUCGGGUACUGGUGUAUCGUCUAUCAUCCGCGAUGAAUGGAAAGUAGUAGCUCAUGAAAUUGGACAUAAUUUUGGCGCAAUGCAUGAUUGUAAUUCACAAACAUGUCCUUGUUCUGGUGCAUCUUGCCAAUGUUGUCCUCUCAGUGAUACCACGUGUGACGCUGGUGGAAGAUAUUUCAUGAAUCCUGUCAGUAAUGCUUCCUCUGACGCAUUCAGUCCUUGUAGUAUCAAAUCUAUCUGUACAGCCAUGCCACAACAUUUAUCAUGUUUAGAAGAUCCUGGAUCAAGAAAUGUCACUACCUUAAAGAUGUGCGGUAACGGUAUUAAAGAAGACGGUGAAGAUUGCGAUACCGGUGGUCAAGACAGUGCUUGUUGUAAUCCUACCACUUGUAAAUUCAAAACGGGUGCUGUUUGCGAUGAUUUCAACGAUCUUUGCUGUACCGGAUGUCAAUUAAGACCAGCCAAUUACACCUGCCGUGCUGCUUCUACGGAGUGUGAUCUUGCUGAAGUCUGCUCUGGUACUUCGGGUGACUGUCCUGUGGACAAAUACAAGGAUGAUUUAACCAGUUGCAGUAACGGUAAUAAGUGUGCAUCCGGUCAAUGUACUUCACGUGAUGCUCAAUGUGUUGCGCGUGGUGUCUCUAUGAACAUGAAGAAGGCGUGUAGUAGUCAAAGCGGAUGCGAAGUAACGUGUCAAGAUCCUAGAUCAUCCAUGUCAUGUACCGUCUUCCCAGGUUACUUUGUCGAUGGUACACCUUGUGGUGUUGGAAGUGUGUGUAAAUCAGGCCAAUGUAAUUCGGAUAACGCAGGUAACGUCAUCUUAGAUUGGAUCAACAACCAUAAGCAAAUUGUCAUUCCUGUGGCUAUUGUGGUUGGCUUAUUCUUCUUGUUCUGUUUGUUCCGUUGUUGCUGUUACGGUGGACGAAGUGGAUACAAUAACAUGUCCAAGACGACGUACAUCAUUCCUGCUCAACAACAAGGCUAUCAAGGUCAAUAUAACGGACAGGUACCCUAUUAUCCUCCUCCUCCCGGUCCUGGUCAUCAACAACCCUACUACUCACCUCCUCCUAAUAAUGGCUGGGUAGAUCCUGCACAAUACAAUGGAGCAAAUUACGGCCCUCGUCAACCACUUCCUGUGUAUACGCAAAAUGAUCCUCAUACCGCGACACAAGAAUCUUAUGAAUUGAAUAAUGCGAAUAAUUGGAAUCGUGGUGGUGCUGGUCAUACUACACCUGUGCCUUCCUCACCUUCUCCAGGAUAUCAAGCACCCGCUUCACCUAUACCUGGUCAUGGACAGACACCUGCAUACGGACAAAUGCCAUCCCCUUCACCCGUCAACGCUUAUCCUCCUCCACCUCCUCAUGGUACUUCAAAUAAUAGACCCUAUCAUGAAGGUGUUAUUUAAGUGGAAUUUAACCUCACUUUAGUAUAAAUGUACAUUUUCUUUUUUAUCCCCCUUCCCCCACCCCUCCCCUUUUUUUAUUGUAUACUAUAUUUUUUUAAAUACAUGUCAAGAUAUCCUAUUUAUACAAAUAAAUUCGUUAGAUCGUAAUCACCUUCUUUUCAAUGUGUAUUUAGCUACCGCACUCACACAACAAUAUAUUAUGUCAUAAUUAGAUAUAUCACACUAG